Messenger RNA from Fraxinus pennsylvanica, 366 nucleotides. The record is from the annotation of a GenBank genome assembly. NCBI's taxonomy places the organism in Eukaryota, Viridiplantae, Streptophyta, Magnoliopsida, Lamiales, Oleaceae.
AUGGAUACCACAACAGCUAAGACGAAUAGUAAAGGAGCAGAGGGAGCUGCGCAUCAACCGUUGACGAUGGCGGUAGCGGAGGAGAAAAAGAAAACGAAGGUGUUGGUGGCUAUGGAUGAGAGUGAUGGGAGUUUCUAUGCACUUAAGUGGGCACUUGACCACUUUUCCUGUUAUCAUAUUCAGCGUGAUCAGGAGUCUAGCAUGAUCACUUUGGUCCAUGGUCAGCCAAUCUUCCAACCCUUCAUUUACCCUGCUGGACCAGUUAGCAAUGAUCCUAUAGUCUCCUCAGUUGAUAAAACUGAAGAUCAGCUUCUUAACCACAACACUUCAAACAAUCCAUCUUAUACAGAGCCUUCUGAUCUUUAG